Messenger RNA from Oncorhynchus masou masou (cherry salmon), 1679 nucleotides. Its product is annotated as protein lin-28 homolog A-like. The record is from RefSeq and is a predicted model, not a curated record. Gene Ontology annotation, cellular component: cytoplasm; nucleus. The coding region runs from base 60 to 662 and encodes 200 amino acids. Lineage: Eukaryota; Metazoa; Chordata; Actinopteri; Salmoniformes; Salmonidae. Gene Ontology annotation, molecular function: zinc ion binding; mRNA binding. Gene Ontology annotation, biological process: pre-miRNA processing. The transcript is spliced from 4 exons.
CUGACAGGUUUUAUGUAUAGCCUUGCUUUUGAAGAGCUCACCAAGAAUUACUUUCUAAAAUGUGUCCAAAAGAUCCCAAUUGUGGGGGCUGUGCAAAGACGGAAGAGGAGGAAGCCACGGGCUCAGAGGAGGAUCUCGGUUCGUCUCGUGGCAGCGGCGUGUGUAAAUGGUUCAACGUCCGGAUGGGUUUCGGGUUCCUGUCGAUGACCAACCGUGAUGGGACACCGCUCGAGGAGACUGUCGAUGUAUUCGUUCAUCAGAGCAAGCUGCACAUGGAGGGCUUCCGUAGCCUGAAGGAGGGCGAGGCGGUGGAGUUUACCUUCAAGAAGUCGUCUAAAGGCCUAGAGUCUGUUACGGUGACGGGGCCAGGGGGAGCACAGUGUGUAGGCUGUGAGAAGACACCUAAGGGGCAACAGAAACGACGCUCCAAGGGGGACAGAUGCUACAACUGUGGAGGACCUGACCACCAUGCCAAAGAAUGCCAGCUACCUCCUCAGCCCAAGAAGUGCCAUUGCUGCCAGAGCAUCAGCCACAUGGUGGCCAACUGUCCAAUCAAAGCACAGCAGUCCUCUCCUGGCUCUCAUGGAAUAGCAUUAUCAUUGAGGGAUGAGAAAGAGGAGCAGAGCCAUGCCCCCUUACUCCCCAGGGAGAGCUCUGAUUGAUCCAUUCAAGGAUUCAGCCAAUCACAAGGUUUCAUUGUAAUGCUGCUGUUGGAACUACAUCAGGCUGUCUUUAUUUAUCGAACGAACAUCAAGAAAAUUGUACUUUUAUUGAUGCGAUAGUUGAGAUUGAGAGUUAGCUCUGUGUUUUAAUGCACAGAGAGACACAUCUAUCCACCUUCUUUGCAACUCAAAUACUGUUAGUAAUUCCUUUUCUUUUGUCUAUGAAGGUAUUCGUUCUGCAUUAGAUAAAGAAGUGUCUUAGCUUCACACUGAAACAAUCAAAACUCACUGUGUUUACAAACUGCAAUAAGCUUUGUAUUGUCAGUUUUUACCACUGUACCUAUGUGCACUGAUCAUUUUAUUUCCCCUGCUGCAGCUAAAUCAGAGCUAGCCUACGUGGAUUUUAUUGGGGAUGAUCGUGAGUGUUUUCCCCAAAACCUUUUGUUAGAAAAAGGUAAAGAAAAUACAAUCAUCCAAGUGAAUAUACAGAAGUAGAUUGUUUUUUGGUCAAAAAGGAGUGUGUCUUUCUGCUUAUUGAAAUCUUCAUUGGGUAUUAUAAGUCAUUGUGCAUUUCUUCGGCCAAGUGAAUGUUUUAACCCUUUCUGCUUUAUGAAUGUUGGUACACCAUGGAUGCCGAUAGGACUGUGUACAAUACAGCUUGUCAUAAGUGCCAUAGCCUGGCCAAUUGUCUCAUGGGUGGUUGGAUGUUGCCUCCUCCCAUGCAUUUCACAAAGCUUUGACUCAAGGCUAAUUGCUAGACCAGCGUUGAUUGUAUGACAGACUGUGUCUUUCUGUCUGUCCCAUAGCUUUUACUUUGGAUGUAGACAUGGCUUUCUAACAUAUUCUACAUAUUAGGGGUGUUCUCAUACCCUGCCCAAUACAUUACCUGUUUAUCAUUGUCUCGUUGUACUUGGAAACUAUUUAGAAAAAAUGUGCUUUCUUGGAUGGAGCUUUUCUUGGAUGGAGUGUUUUUUCUUCAAGGACAUAUUUUCAUGAUUGAGUGCAAUGAUAAAGGGA